AACAAAGAGAUGCAAAGAGAAUAAUAUGCAGGGUAUCCCACGCCCCGAAAUGUGCUCACCACCAAUCACAAUCACAAUCACAACAUCUAAUGAAAUGAAUCUCUGAACAUUUGUUUACUCAAUGUCGAGCUGAGCUUACGUGCAUUGUAAAGAUCAUUAGACUAAAGUGAUGGACUAAACAGAACGACGAACAUUUUGGGAGAAAUUACGACUCGCGAUACUCUUUCCGUAAACAGCAAAAGUGGGUGAUGAAAAUGACGCUGAAAAUGCGCUUAUGAAGCACAGGCUUUUACAAAAUGUAAUAAAACAUUCCCUAUACCGGGAAGGAUGAUAAGUGCAUUCUUAAAAACUCAGCAUAAAUUUCUGUCUCUUUCUUUGAAUUUCUUUGCGGAGCUGUUUGUAACUCUCUGCUCUAUUUACAGGAAAGUUUGAGAUAAGUUAUCACCAUAUGGCCAGUCUAGGCUAUUGGUUCACUCCUGAGCUAAAUAUUUACAAUUUGAUCGGGCAGAAAGCUAACGGGACGUAGGAUAUGAAAUUUGAAGUUUCCACUCCUUUCCCAUACACUACUAAGAAAACUGUAAGCAUUACCAGCGGGGGUAACGGUUUUUUUUGGCGACUUUUUACUUAAACUCCUAAUUCCUUAUUCCUAUUUCGAAAUCAAAUGAAAAUUCCGCUAAUUACCAUAGAUUUAGAGAUAGCAUGUAAAGAAAAGAUAUUUACCCGGCUUUGGCGAAUUUACGUCAUUGAAAACAUUUCAAUCGCAAUUUAAUAAGUAAUUAAGUUGAUUAGAGUGUGAGUACAUUUUUUUUGGGAAACCCUAUAUAUGUGUACAUAAUAGUCUUUGUAAGUCUGUGUCUUUUUUAUUUUUUCUUUUUUGUAUUGAUAUCCACUGAUUACGAUAGAGUUAGCAAAAUUCGAGCUCUAUUUACUUAAAUAUUUAUGUUGCAUAUUGAUUUAUAGGAAUCAUAUUGGCUGGAACAGUACUCAUGGGCUCUAUUUAAAGCCAUGUCUCAUAUGCUAUGCAUAGGUUAUGGCCGCUUUCCACCUCAGUCAUUAACGGAUAUGUGGCUGACAAUGUUGUCCAUGAUAUCGGGUGCUACAUGUUAUGCUUUGUUCCUCGGUCAUGCCACAAAUCUUAUACAAAGUUUGGAUUCAAGCAGGCGUCAGUACCGUGAGAAAGUCAAACAAGUCGAAGAGUAUAUGGCGUAUCGUAAGCUACCACGUGAUAUGCGGCAACGAAUAACCGAAUAUUUUGAGCAUCGUUAUCAGGGUAAAUUCUUCGAUGAAGAAUGUAUUUUAGGGGAAUUGAGCGAAAAAUUACGAGAAGAUGUUAUUAAUUAUAAUUGUAGAUCUCUCGUUGCGUCAGUGCCUUUUUUUGCAAAUGCUGACUCCAAUUUCGUUUCUGAUGUCGUUACAAAACUUAAAUACGAAGUAUUUCAACCCGGUGAUAUUAUUAUAAAAGAGGGUACAAUCGGAACCAAAAUGUACUUUAUACAGGAAGGUGUGGUUGAUAUUGUGAUGGCCAAUGGAGAGGUCGCCACAUCCUUAUCAGAUGGCUCAUAUUUCGGUGAAAUUUGUUUAUUAACGAAUGCCCGGCGUGUGGCCAGUGUUCGCGCGGAAACGUAUUGCAAUUUAUUUUCAUUGAGUGUCGAUCAUUUCAAUUGCGUAUUGGACCAAUAUCCGUUAAUGAGAAAAACAAUGGAAACUGUGGCAGCUGAGCGUCUUAAUAAAAUCGGUAAAAAUCCUAAUAUUAUGCAACAGCAACAAAAAGACGAACAAAUCAGUAAUCCCGAGUCGAAUACCAUAACAGCGGUGGUGAAUGCUUUAGCAGCUGAGGCAGACGAUUGCAAAGAUGACAGUGACCUCGAUAACAAAGAGAAUUUAUUACACGGCUCACAGUCAAGCAUAACAGAGCCAAUACAAACGAUACGAGAAGGUUUACCGCGACCGAGAAGCGGUGAAUUUCGCGCUCUAUUCGAGGGUAAUACACCAUGACACUGAGAGCCACCAACAGCAAUAUCAACGCCAACAAUACAACUGCAGCAACAACAGCGCAUGCAGUUGCGAACAUUUGCUCAUGAUUCAAAGCGAGCAACAUUAUGAGAUGUCAUCAUUAGCAGCAAUCACAGCCAUCAUUAUUUCAGCAGCCGUAGAAAACGCAACAGCAUUAGUGUUAAUAGCCAAAGCAUUAACAGAAUCGAAAGCAUUAAUAACCGCAUCCGCAUCCGCAUCCGCAUCUGCAUCUGCAUCAGCACUCGCAUUCGCAUUCGCAUUCGCAUUUGCAUACACGUCUUAGCAAUUUUCGGCUAACAAUUCAACUGUACAAAAAUGCUUUAUAGUGUAGUCGCGUGAUUAAUGGAUGG
Glossina fuscipes is the source of this 2363-nucleotide messenger RNA. Its product is annotated as potassium/sodium hyperpolarization-activated cyclic nucleotide-gated channel 2-like. The record is from RefSeq and is a predicted model, not a curated record. Bases 1006 to 1995 code for a protein of 329 amino acids. NCBI's taxonomy places the organism in Eukaryota, Metazoa, Arthropoda, Insecta, Diptera, Glossinidae. The transcript has 6 exons.